Messenger RNA from Cornus florida, 516 nucleotides. Its product is annotated as probable 2' cyclic ADP-D-ribose synthase BdTIR. Lineage: Eukaryota; Viridiplantae; Streptophyta; Magnoliopsida; Cornales; Cornaceae. Bases 1 to 516 code for a protein of 171 amino acids. Gene Ontology annotation, biological process: signal transduction. The record is from RefSeq and is a predicted model, not a curated record. The transcript is spliced from 2 exons.
AUGUAUGCGUGCCAUAAAAUUCUCAAAUCGCAACCCUGCGACGUCUUCAUCAACCACCGUGGCGUCGACACGAAGAGGAGCGUUGCAGGGCUGCUUUACAAUCACUUUGCUAGGUUAAAUCUCCGUCCAUUUUUGGACAACAAGGUCAUGAAGCCAGGUGACAAGUUGCUCCAAAUGAUAGACAUGGCGAUUAGGGAUUGUAAGGUUGGGAUCGCCGUGUUUUCGCCUCGUUAUUGCGAGUCCUACUUUUGUCUUCAUGAGUUGUCUCUUCUCAUGGAGUCCAAGAAAAGGGUUGUACCCAUUUUUUGUGAUGUAAAACCUUCUGAGCUUAGGGUUAGGGACAGUAAAAUCUGUUCAGCAAAGGAACUGCAUAGGUUUAGAUGGGCUCUUGAGGAGGCCAGGGAUUGGGCGGAUCUCCUGAGGAGUGCUUCGGAGGCUGUCCUGAAGAACUUGAUCGAGGUUGAAGAAGAGAGAGAUUUACCCAAAAAAAAGAGGUUGAAGAAGAAGAGAGAUUAG